Clonostachys solani is the source of this 243-nucleotide messenger RNA. The record is from the annotation of a GenBank genome assembly. NCBI's taxonomy places the organism in Eukaryota, Fungi, Ascomycota, Sordariomycetes, Hypocreales, Bionectriaceae.
AUGCCUGCCGACCAGAAGCAAACAUCUGGCGAGUACAAGAAGCCAAUUCAGUCAAUAAUUGCCGCGCCAGGUUCUAUAAGCUCUGCCGACCCGGCCACGCGAUUAGAUGAAACAUCUGCUAUGAAAGCAAAUGAGUCUCAGCCAUUGGCACUUUUCAAUUGGGUCCAGUCUCCCCAGAAAGAUGACCCAUGGAAUGCCCUCCACCUUUCAAUGGCCUCUAGUAAAGAAGGCGACGGCAAAUAG